This is a messenger RNA of Oenanthe melanoleuca, 1590 nucleotides long. Its product is annotated as neurofilament medium polypeptide-like. Lineage: Eukaryota; Metazoa; Chordata; Aves; Passeriformes; Muscicapidae. The transcript has 4 exons. Bases 1 to 1590 code for a protein of 529 amino acids. The record is from RefSeq and is a predicted model, not a curated record.
AUGCGUGAGAGUGACGUGAAGAGACUUCCAAAAGUGGGGGAAGCAGUGGAGGUGGUGGAGGCGGUGGUGGAGGCCAGCAGGGCAAAGGAAUCAUUGUUGUUGGAGGAGGCAGCGGUGGAGGAGGUGGAGGAGGAGGAGGCCACCAGGGCCAAGGUCCCAUCUGCAUUGGAGGGGGCAGUGGAGGAGGAGGAGGAGGUGGUCAACAAAGCCAAGGUCCCAUCGUUAUUAGUGGUGGUGGUGGAGGAGGAGGUGGCGGCUCAGGGCAGCAAAGCCAAGGUCCCAUCUGUGUUGGUGGGGGUGGAAAGGGAGGAGGAGGAGGAGGAGGUGGAGGUGGAGGUUCAGGCCACCAGGGCCAAGGUCCAAUCAUCAUUAGUGGAGGUGGUGGAGGUGGAGGAGGAGGAGGAGGAGGCCACCAGGGUCAAGGUCCCAUCUGCAUUGGAGGUGGCAGUGGAGGAGGAGGUGGAGGUGGUCAACAAAGCCAAGGCCCCAUUGUUAUUAGUGGUGGUGGAGGAGGUGGCGGCUCAGGACAGCAAAGCCAAGGUCCUAUUUGUGUUGGUGGGGGUGGCAAGGGAGGAGGAGGAGGAGGAGGAGGUGGAGGAGGUGGCUCAGGCCACCAGGGCCAAGGUCCCAUCAUCAUUAGUGGUGGAGGUGGAGGUGGAGGUGGAGGUGGUGGCUCAGGGCAGCAAAGCCAAGGUCCCAUCUGCGUUGGAGGAGGAGGAGGAGGUGGUGGAGGAGGUGGUUCAGGCCACCAGGGCCAAGGUCCCAUCAUUAUUAGUGGCGGUGGUGGUGGAGGAGGAGGAGGUUCAGGACAUCAGGGCCAAGGUCCCAUCUGCAUUGGAGGAGGAGGAGGAGGAGGUGGAGGAGGCGGCUCAGGCCACCAGGGCCAAGGUCCCAUCAUCAUUAGUGGCGGUGGUGGCGGCUCAGGGCAGCAAAGCCAAGGCCCCGUGUGCGUUGGGGGAGGCAGCGGAGGAGGAGGUGGAGGUGGAGGAGGUUCAGGCCACCAGAGCCAAGGUCCCGUCGUCGUCAUCGGCGGUGGAGGUGGAGGAGGAGGCGGAGGGGGCUCCUCCAGCUCCGGAGGAAUGUCCAUGCAGCAGCAGACCCAGCCCAUCUGCUGGCCACCACAGACCAAGCGCAAGAACAGCUGAGUUUCCUGGAGCCCCAGAAUCACACCCAGGAGUUUCAGCCACGGGAUCCAAGCUCACGUGUGGGACCUACCGUGGAUGCGGGGUGGCCGAGGAAGGUCACUGCUCCGAGAUGAGCUCCAGACGCAGAAGAAGGUACCGCAGCCGGGGCCGGGGGAGUUCCCAGCCCCAGAACUCCUCCAGCGGGGGAGGAGACAGAUCAGGCCACAAUACGUACAUCCAUUCUGGUGGCAAUGGAGCUAGUGGAGGAGGAGGAGGAGGAGGUGGAGGAGUUUCAGGGGGCACUUUCCAUGCUCCCAUCAUCGGCUUCGCAGCUGGAGGUGGGGGGGGAACGAACUCCACCUACUGUGCAGGAAACGUAGGAGGAGACCCAGCCCAUCUGCUGGCCAGAGCCAACCAAGCAGUGCCCACUGGAAGGACUCAGCCACCGACGAAGCCCGAGACAUGA